AUCAAAACAAAGUGGCGUUUGACAGUUUUAUAAAACCGACGUCUCCGUCGCUGGAAAACGUCUUCGCAGUGUUAAACCGACAAAUGUGACAAACCGCGAAGGUGACUCGACUCCAGACAGCGCAGUGAGGAUGAUGAGCAGAAAGUGGCAGGACAGACUGAAGUCGUUGGAGCAGAGGGCACAGUCCUUUAAAGCUGCUCCCAUUUGCUGCCCUUAUAAACCACGUCUGUCCCGUCCGUGGCAGCCUUCUUCCGUCUGGAGGCUCUUUCCACGCCAGAGCGCGGCCAUUGCCUUCAGCCAAACCUGCAAAGAGGAUGUACAUGUCUUUGCUCUGGAGAAAGAGAGCACAGAUGCAGGACAGAGGGUUUACUUAGUGACUAGUUACAGUGAACUCUGGCACUACUACAGUUCUCAUAGACAGUCACUGAUGCACUGCUAUGAGGUGAUCAUAGAGGGUGCCGUCUGCAAACUGUACUUUGACCUGGAGUUUCAUAUUCCCUCCAAUGAACACCUGGAUGGCAAAAAGAUGGUGCGAGCACUGAUUCAGUAUGUCUGUGAGAAGCUGGAAGAGGUGUAUGGUCUACAGUGCUCCUCUAAAGAUGUGCUGAAUCUGGACUCCAGCACUGCUGAGAAAUUCAGCCGCCAUCUCAUCUUCCUGCUCCCCAAUUCAGCUUUCAAGGACAACAGCCACGUUGGUCGGUUUAUCCAUGGUAUACUUAAACCUGCCAUGAAAAGCCUUCAAAAAGGCUCAGAAACUCUCACUUCAGAAGUUGAUGGCGGUAUCCAUGAGGAGCCUCAGUCAAAGAAAAGAAAGCAUGAAGCAAAAGAAGAGAAGGACUUGAGCUUUCUAAUAGUAAAGUCCAGAGACUGCCAGAAGCAGCUCUUUGUGGAUCUAGGUGUCUACACCAAAAACCGAAAUUUCCGCCUCUACAAGUCCUCAAAACUGGGAAAGAACGCUGCCUUCACAGUGGCUGAAGAUAACAUGUAUGUUCCAAAGUCUGACAAGCAGAGCACAGAAGAGGAGCGCACGUUCCUGGCUUCCCUAGUUACCAAUGUCAGUUUCACUGGUCAGAGGAUUCUGAUUUGUGAGGUUCCAGAAAGGCAUCCAGCAGUAUCUCACUGUUCACUUCAGGACAAAGGACCUCAAAACUCAGAAUUUGCAGGUGAACAGCAGCCGUCCCCGUACAAGGACGUAGAUGAAUUUGUGCAGAGGCUGGUGCACAAGGACAACAUUCAAGGAAGCAUUAGACGCUGGACCUACUUUGUAUCUGAGCAGCUGCUGGUGUAUGACAUUGCCAAGUACCGCUGGUGUUAUAAUGUGGGUCGCUUCCACAAGAGCAACAACAUCAUAAUUGUAGUGGAUCUAAAAGAUGAGGUGUGGUAUCAGAGAUGUCAUGACCCUGAGUGCAGGAGUCAGAAUUACAGAUCCUCUAGUUUCCCACUACCACAAGAGGUCUGCAUGAGCUACAUGUUGAAGGAGGAUGAGGAGGACCAGGAGUUCCUGAUGGAUGAGAUGGGUAACAUUGAGCUGAGUCAGAGUUCUGUACAAACAGUGGAGAGGGACGAGCAGUCAGCCACGUUUUGUUCUCAGACAGAACACACAGAGGCUUGGGUUAACUGGCCUGAUGACCACUCCUGCCUGGAGGCCCUGGAUGAAGUGGAGAAGAUCGCUGCAGGAAAGGAGGAAAUUCCAGAUGAGCUUAUGAUUCAGGCAGUGAGCGAGUGUGAGGCUAUAGUAGUCUGAGAGAAAGUUUAUUAUUAUUAGUCACUGUAAAAAUGAUAACAGUAAGUUAAAUUAUUGCUAUAUGAGAAAUAUUGCUGCUUUCACAGUUGGUGAAAAAUUGGAAAAAAGUUCUAUAGUUGUUUUUUAACGUGAAGUUGUAUCUUUACCGAAGGUCAAAGUGUGAAUUAAUGAAUAAAACUCUGUUUCUGCUGUAAA
Molecule: messenger RNA, 1939 nt
Organism: Pygocentrus nattereri (red-bellied piranha)
Lineage: Eukaryota; Metazoa; Chordata; Actinopteri; Characiformes; Serrasalmidae
Gene: primpol
Product: primase and polymerase (DNA-directed)
Exons: 14
Coding region: 131-1744 (537 amino acids)
Biological process (GO): response to UV; replication fork processing; error-prone translesion synthesis
Cellular component (GO): nucleus; mitochondrial matrix
Molecular function (GO): chromatin binding; DNA-directed DNA polymerase activity
Source: RefSeq, a predicted model, not a curated record